GAUAAAAACCGGAGAUGCUGCCGAGUAUUCUGGCAAAAUAUAUUUUCUCUUGUGAUACCGAAACAUGUUAAAGAUGGAAUGUAUGUGGUAUUUGUUUUCAGUGCUGACACUGAUAACCAACUGUCAUGGAAUAUUGUCUCCAGAAGAAUUCAUGAAAACUGCCUUCACUAUUAAAUCUACUGAAGAGUUUUUCGACAAGUAUGUCAGGUGGAACGGAACGCGAAUCAACAUUACCCAUCUACAGGGCGAAUCAGGAGAGUCCGGCGAGAAGAUGUUAGUCGGUGGGGAGGAAAUCAUGAUGGCCGAGUAUGACCCUUGUACUCCUCGCCCUGCAACACAGCUUUUCGGGGGAGAAAAUCCUGACCCAUACGUCAUGUACUGGCCACCGUGUACCCGGACGAAAAAGUGCGGAGGCUGCUGCACCAACAGCAUGAUGACUUGUGUGCCCACAAGGAUAUCCACCACACCUGUACAGACGGCGAAGACUCGUCUUCCGAGUCCAGGAUCACCUUUUUUCGAAUUCAUUGGCAUGGAUACCGAGUUGGUGGAGGAGCAUCUUGCGUGUGAGCCUCGGUGUACCGUUCAACCAAGUGACUGUAAUAUGUUGCAGGAGUUCUCCGAGCUCGACUGUAAAUGUGUAUGUCUAAACUAUCAGAGCUGUGAAUCCAGAGAUCAUUACUAUGACGACACACGCUGCCAAUGUCGCUGUAUAAGCCGAAUGGACUGUGUCGGUGCGCACACCAUCUUCGAUGAACGUGCCUGCAGGUGUCGCAUGAUGACGAUACACGAAAUCAAUGAGGUACUUCUGGCUGGAGGUUUGACGUUUGAGGAGAUACAAGCAAUGAAUCGAGUCGCGAGUACCUCGAUCACUGAUCCAACCACGACCACUCCUCAACCUACCACGACGGAAGCGACUACCACUACCACCACUAGCCAACCAUCUACUACUACCACGACUGAAGCAACCACCACCACCACGACACAAACUACAACCGCAAAUCCAACGACCACAACGCCCACUACCACCACUAGACCCCUCAGUCCUGAGGAAAUCUGCGAACGAAAGCCAUGUCAAGCGAAUCAAUCACCAGUGUUGCUAUCGAAUGGAAUAUGUCACUGUAUGCUGAAUUUUAAUUCCUUCAGUUUGCACAACUUAGUUGGACUAAGGUACCGCAGGGAGUUAGUCCGAAGAUGGAAGGCUGGUCGACCAUACCAUUAGUUUCUGCCUUCUAGAACGUGAGAGUUGUUGCAGUGCUCAAGGACCUGUGCGUAUACAUUCCGUAGAUUUAAUAUUGGAAUACGACAGAACUUUCAAGAGAAAUGUGUUGAUAAUGUUGACUGAGGCUGUGCUUUCCUAUUGAUUAACCGUACAAAAUAUACCUUCACUGUCCCUAUAGUAAGGUGACGGCCUCUUCCUCCUUUAUCGGGGUUCCAAAGUAUUUAUAAUUAUUGUCUGUAAAUUUGUGUUUUAAUAAAAUAUGUAUUAUUGUA
Messenger RNA from Pecten maximus, 1491 nucleotides. Its product is annotated as integumentary mucin C.1-like. Gene Ontology annotation, cellular component: membrane. Lineage: Eukaryota; Metazoa; Mollusca; Bivalvia; Pectinida; Pectinidae. Bases 65 to 1219 code for a protein of 384 amino acids. Gene Ontology annotation, biological process: positive regulation of cell population proliferation; positive regulation of protein autophosphorylation. The transcript has 6 exons. The record is from RefSeq and is a predicted model, not a curated record. Gene Ontology annotation, molecular function: growth factor receptor binding; growth factor activity.